CUUCGAGCCAACGGUUUGCGCGAACGGAGGUUGAGAGCGUCGACUUGGAACAGAUGAAAAUGGAACUUUACUGUUUUAUAUGAGAAUAAUGGAUUCUGAAUUAAUGCAUAGUAUUGUAGGAAGCUACCUUAAACCUCCAGAAAGAGUGUUUGUUCCAUCAUUUAUCCAGAAUGAUGAAUCAUCCCAGACUCACCGUAACUUAGAAGUUACCUCUCCUAAAAUGCUUCAUAGUCCAAAUAGCCAAGCUCUUAUUUUAGCCUUGAAAACUCUUCAGGAGAAGAUUCAUCGUUUAGAGUUGGAGAGAACACAAGCUGAGGACAACCUGAACAUUCUUUCCAGAGAAGCAGCAGAGUAUAAAAAGGCCUUGGAGAAAGAAACAAAUGAGAGAGAUCUGGCACACCAGGAACUGAUAAAGCAGAAAAAAGAUAUUACUAUACAGUUAAACUCAGCCCAGUCUCGCUGUACUCUUCUAGAGAAGCAAUUGGAAUAUACAAAGAGAAUGGUUCUCAAUGUAGAGCGAGAGAAGAAUAUGAUCCUAGAGCAACAGGCCCAGCUUCAAAGGGAAAAAGAACAAGAUCAUAUGAAGCUACAAGCAAAACUUGAAAAGCUUGAUGUCUUAGAAAAAGAAUGUUUUAAACUUACAACAACUCAGAAAACUGCUGAGGACAAGAUUAAACACUUAGAGGAAAAACUUAAGGAAGAAGAGCAUCAGCGUAAGCUAUUUCAAGACAAAGCAUCUGAACUCCAAACUGGACUUGAAAUCAGUAGAAUUUUAAUGUCUUCAGUAUCAAAUCAAAAACGCUCCAAGGAGAAGAAAUCUUCAAAGAAAACUAAAUGUUUAAAGAGAGGACCAUGUCAGCAAAUUUAUUCAAGGUUUGAAUCACUGCCUAUUAUGGCUGAGAAGUCUGCCAGUGCGGGCCGUUCUGUGAAUAGAAGUACACAAAGUCUCCUGCAGAUGCAGCAGCAUUAUGGGCCUUAUAUCCUUCAGAAACCUACUGAAGUUACCAAGCCUAGCUGUCUCUACAAGCCUUCUAGAACAACUGCCCAGUGUAAAGCUGAACCUUCUGACUCAAAAUAUUCCCUUUCUAUUUGUGACAAUUUGACCGAACUGUUGAUGACAAUGCAGGAUGAGCUGGACCAGAUGAGUGUGGAGCAUGAAGAACUACUGAAUCAAAUGAAAGAAACUGAAAGUCAUUCAGUGUGUGAAGACAUAGAAUGUGAAUUAGAGCAUUUAGUCAAGAAAAUGGAAAUUAAAGGAGAACAAAUUUCCAAACUGAUGAAGCAUCAAGAUAAUAUCCGUAAACUGCAGCAAAAAGUUCAAAACUCAAAGAUGAGUGAAGCCUCAGGCAUUCGGCGAGAAGAUAGCAACCUUAAAGGAUCAAAGAACAUAAAAAAUAGCCCCAGAAAAUGUUUGCUAACUAACUGUAUUCAGAAGAAUAACAACUUUCAUCCAGUAGAAGUCCAUAACCUUCAAAUGAAAUUGAGAAGAGAUGAUAUCAUGUGGGAACAAUGAUAACACAAUAGUAAAGCUGUUACCUUAAAUGAACUCUUGUCAAUGAUCUUGAAUUGUCUAACGGGGUUUUAAUAUGCCUUAAUGAAAUUUUGAAUUAUGUUUCCCUAUUAAGUGUCAAGUUGUAGUAUUUUUAAAUUCAUGCAUAACGACCUCCUAAGAGUCCCAAAUAAUAAAUGACUGUGUUUUUGUUUCUCUUACUGACUGAAAUACCUAAUCUCUCCACGUUUUAGACACAUUGUCUGCUUUGCAGACCUCUUAAGCUAAAUCUAAGAAAUUAUACUGGAUUGAUGGUAUUUAAAAUUGAGUUAAAUUUGAGAUACAAGUACCAUUAUACCUUUUCAUUUCGUAGGCUUAUAACCUUAAGAAGCAAUAUAACAUGAACAGAGUAAGGAAAGGUCUUUUACCUUUCUUGGUGCUUCUUCCCUAUCUUAUUUUAUGAGCUGUGAAAUGCUGAAAUGCUUUUCUUUUUUGGAAAUGGAAGAGUCCUGUAAAGCGGCCUUUAGCCCAAGUUUUUAUGUGACAAUUAUAAAUAGGAACUCAUGGUUACUUAAUUUUUAGAUGACAGUAACUCAACUGCAAAAGCCUUUUUCUGCAAUUCCUGUUCUCUUUUACAAAUCCUGUGCUGCUUUUUAACACAAGUGAUUUAUUUCUUAUUCCUUUAUCACUAAAACUUUUGGUGAGUUUUAAUCUUUGCAUUAUAUAUAAUAUUAAUCAGUAUAAAUUGAGAAUGUAAAUUUCCAGGAAAACAAAAUUGGACAUUUUAUUACCUUAUCCAGUAACAAUUCAGAGAAAUACGAUGCAUUUUUGUUUUUUAUAUUUUUAUGUCAGUGAUGUCAUAUGCAAUGUCUUUGUACACAUAUGCUUUAUAAUAAAUUUACACUUGUCGACAUAUCUUUCCAGAAACCUA
Molecule: messenger RNA, 2420 nt
Organism: Suricata suricatta (meerkat)
Lineage: Eukaryota; Metazoa; Chordata; Mammalia; Carnivora; Herpestidae
Gene: CEP57L1
Product: centrosomal protein 57 like 1
Exons: 12
Coding region: 80-1513 (477 amino acids)
Cellular component (GO): centrosome
Molecular function (GO): identical protein binding; microtubule binding; gamma-tubulin binding
Source: RefSeq, a predicted model, not a curated record